This is a messenger RNA of Suillus clintonianus, 1676 nucleotides long. Its product is annotated as O-methyltransferase-domain-containing protein. The coding region runs from base 45 to 1394 and encodes 449 amino acids. Gene Ontology annotation, molecular function: O-methyltransferase activity. Lineage: Eukaryota; Fungi; Basidiomycota; Agaricomycetes; Boletales; Suillaceae. The transcript is spliced from 12 exons. The record is from RefSeq and is a predicted model, not a curated record.
CUGACAGCAGAACUAUUGUUUCUACAUAUUAUCACCCCCGAAAGAUGACUGCCUUCAAUGAGCCGGAGGCCAAGCUUGAAGCUCUUUUAGACAUCAUCAACUCCUCUGCACGCCAAGCAAUCUCAGAAUACAAGAAAACAGGACAUGGGGUCCCCAGUGCCGACGCAACAACCUUCCACCCCCUCGACCUGACGACGGAUACACUUGCCCUCAAAAAGGCGAUUAGGCUGCUCGAAGGUGCAUACCAUCAAUUGAGCUCGAUACUAGCACCCCCCCAACACACGGUGAUGAAUUUGGUUUUCAAUUACAACUGGGCGUGCGCGGGUGUUGCCUUACGUGCGCGUAUUGCAGAUGUUCUGGACCAACACCCGGAAGGACUUAGCGUAGAUAAGUUGGCUGAUGCAGUCAAUCUCGACAAGAUCAAGGUUGCACGUGUCUUACGAGCUUUGACCCUCAUGGGCUGCUUCAAAGAAGUGGAGCGAGACGUCUUCGCAAACAACCGACUAUCUCUCAUACUCCAGUCAGCGAACAACACUGGGUGUUAUGCGCGACUUCAUACCGAGGAUAUCUCGAAAUUCGCUGGAGUUGUAUAUGAGACUAUGAUCGACGAUGAAUUUUCAAGAUCGCAUGAGGUCGACAAAGCGCCCCGGGUAUUUGCCUUCAAGAAGGAGGGUAUGAAAGGUAAUUACUUUGAAGUGAUGAAGGAUGACGAAGAGAGACGCGUUGAUUUUCACAGAGCCAUGCUUGGCCAGAGCGAUAUGAUGGGCGCUUCUACAGUUCUACACCACUAUCAUUGGGAUGAUGUAUCGUCUGUGGUGGAUGUCGGAUCUGGCAUUGGAGCAUUUUCCACUCCUCUGGCGAAAAUGUUCCCUCACCUCAGAAUAACCAAUCAAGAUCUCCCAGAAGUUAUGGUACAGGCACAAAAUGCAUGGGAGAAGAGUGCUCCCGAGGCCUUGCUCGACGGUCGCGUGGAGUUCAUGCCGAUUAAUUUUCUGGAGGACGUACCUGUCGUUGGGAAGGAUGUCUACUAUUUGAGGCACAUUAUCCACAACUGGCCGGACGCCGAGGCAACGACUAUCCUCCGUAAUAUCCGCAAGGCAAUGGGACCAAAUAGCCGGGUGCUAAUUCACGAUUGCGUGAUCUCCCACACAUUGCAAACACCUGGCGUAGGAACUAAUGGGUUGAGCAUCGCCCCCGAACCCAUGUUACCGAACUUCGGGGCAGGCAGUCACAGAACUUACCAAACAGACCUGACUAUGUGGUUUGCUCUAAAUUCCAAAGAACGCACUUUGGACGAGAUGAAGGUUAUUGGGACCGCUGCUGGUCUAGCACUCACCCAGGUUUACGAUCUUGUCGAUACAAUGCUCGUAGAGUUCAGAAUCGCUCAGAGCUAAUGCCGACAACAAGAUCUCCAUAUACAUGGCCCGCGUCGUAGCGUGCGAUACGUAUACUAUGUACAACUUUGCUGUAUGAUAACUAUGAUUUAUGGACCCUCCAAGAAUAGUACUCAAGAGCGUGGAGAAGGACAUCAUACACCAUCCUCACAAUGUAGAGUACAUUUCACUAAUGAAAGCCAAACAGUUUCAAACCGCGGGAUCGAACGAUCCGUCCUUCAUUACAUAUGUUAGAUAACGCAAGUCUCUUUACCUACUUUACAUGCAACCAACUUCCUUGUU